AUGAGCUCACGACACUCUGCCAGCCCGGUUGUUUUUACCAGUGCCAGAAGCUCACCUAAAGAAGAGCUUCAUUCUGCUACUUCUCCGCAGCUCGCACCUUCUUUCUCCUCUUCUUCUUCCUCCUCAUCUGGUCCUAGGACUUUCUACCCUCGCCAGGGUGCUACUAGCAAGUAUCUGAUCGGAUGGAAAAAGCCAGAAGGGACAAUAAACUCAGUGGGGUUUAUGGAUUCAAGAAAACGUCACCAGAGUGAUGGCAAUGAAAUGGCCCACCCUCGGCUGCGUGCUUCAGUGAGAGAUCUACGAGCAUCACCAAAACGAGCAUCCAAGUCCACUGUUGAAGAAGACCUGAAGAAAUUGAUAGAUCUUGACAGCCCAACACCUGAAUCCCAGAAGAAUUUUAAGUCACACACUCUGUCCUGUCAGUCUCCCUUUCCCAGCACUCCUACCACAAGGCGUGCCUUGCAAAGGACUUUAUCAGAUGAGAGUAUUUACAGUGGUCAAAGGGACCACUUCUUCGCCUCGCGGGCUUCGCUCUUGGACCAAGCCAUGCCGAAUGAUGUCCUGUUCACCAGCACGUACCCUUCUCUCCCAAAGUCGCUGCCAUUACGGAGACCAUCAUAUACUUUGGGAAUGAAAUCACUACAUGGAGAGUUUUCUGCCUCAGACAGCUCCCUCACUGAUAUCCAGGAGCAAAGACGGCAGCCCAUGCCAGACCCUGGUCUUAUGCCAUUGCCUGAUUCUGCCUCUGAUCUGGACUGGUCAAACUUGGUAGAUGCUGCCAAAGCCUUUGAAGUUCAGCGAGCUUCAUUCUUUGCUGCUGCUGAUGAAAAUCACAGACCUGUGAGUGCUGCUUCCAGUAGCGAUCAGGCUGACGACCAGCUUAGUGCACAGAUAAAGCCUUACACAGGUAAAGAAUCUCCUCCAACUCUCGCCUCUAAAGUGGACCAACUGGAAGGUUUGCUGAAGAUGUUGCAAGAGGAUUUAAGGAAGGAAAAAGAGGACAAGGCCAGUCUUCAGGCUGAAGUGCAACAUUUGCGGGAAGACAACUUGAGGUUACAGGAGGAAUCCCAGAAUGCAACCGAGAAACUGAAGAAAUUCACCGAAUGGGUUUUCAACACAAUUGAUAUGAACUGAGAACAGUGUACGGGGAAGGAAACUAUCUGUUAUGAAUAUUAUUACUGGGACUUAAGCUUUAAAGCCACCUUAAUCAUGACAUGUGAAAGUAUAGUCAGAGCACUUCCCUGUCCUUCAUCCUCCCAUAACCCUUUUUUGCAUCUCUGCGCGCACUCAGAACAAUUGCAGAUCAACAAUCAAUGUCUGCCUUUUGUAGAAAAAAAACAAAGUAAAUAAUUUUAAAAAGGUAAAAUAAAAGUUUAACUGCUAAAA
This is a messenger RNA of Fulmarus glacialis (Northern fulmar), 1386 nucleotides long. RefSeq names its product signal-induced proliferation-associated 1-like protein 1. The coding region runs from base 1 to 1134 and encodes 377 amino acids. NCBI's taxonomy places the organism in Eukaryota, Metazoa, Chordata, Aves, Procellariiformes, Procellariidae. The transcript has 7 exons. The record is from RefSeq and is a predicted model, not a curated record.